GGUUGCGUCCUCUUCCUUGCAAGCGCCGGACCCGCUGGGCUCAUGAAAGAGGCCAGUUAGGGGCGCUCCAAGCACCGAGACGAGGCGCCCGCUGCCCCCCGAGAACCGAACUCGCAGCAGCCGCUGUCCCCGGAGAGGCGGAGGAGGUCGGGGCCGCAGAGCCAUGUCCCGCGACCACCGGGACGGGCUCCCCGGGCCGGGCCGGGUGCUGCUGCUGCUGCUGCUGCUGUCGCUGGCCGCUGCCGUGCCGCCGAGCCUGGCAGAUGUCUACUAUGCCACUGCUUACUGGAUGCCUGAUGAAAAGGCAGUCGAAAUCAAAAACAUACUGGACAGAAAGGGGGAUGCCUAUGGCUUUUACAAUGACUCUGUGCUAACUACUGGCUGGGGUAUUCUGGAGAUCAAAGCAGGUUAUGGUUCUCAAGACUUAUCAGAUGAGAUCAUCAUGUUUGUGGCUGGUGUUUUGGAAGGUUACCUCACUGCCCAACACAUGCAUGACCACUUUGUAAACCUCUACCCUCAGCUGAUUAAGAAACCUUCAGUCGUGAAUAAAGUGAAGGAUUUUAUGAUGAAACAAGAUGAAUGGACUCGAAAUAACAUCAAAGAAAAAACAAAUGACCCUUAUUGGAGGCACGUGGGAUAUGUUAUGUCACAGUUGGAUGGAAUGUAUGUGGGGGCAAAGAAGAGAGCUACAUUAGAAGGGACAAAGCCCAUGUCCAUGUUUCAGAUUCAGUUUCUGAACUCUGUCGGAGACAUGUUGGACCUGAUUCCCUCCCUCUCACCUACAAAGAACUCCAGCCUGAAGUUUUUUAAGAGAUGGGACAUGGGACAUUGCUCUGCUCUAAUUAAGGUUCUUCCUGGAUUUGAAAACAUCUAUUUUGCUCACCAAGCUAGGUAUACAUAUGCAGCCAUGCUCAGGAUAUAUAAACAUUGGGACUAUCAACAUCAGUGACCAAAGACCAGCAGUGCUCGUCUCUCCUUCAGCAGUUACCCAGGGUUUUUGGAAUCUCUGGAUGACUUUUACAUUCUCAGCAAUGGUUUGAUAUUGCUACAGACCACAAACAGUGUGUACAAUAAAACCUUAUUGAAAUUUGUGGUGCCCCAAUCUCUCCUGGCCUGGCAGAGAGUUCGUGUGGCCAAUAUGAUGGCAAAUGGUGGCAAGGAGUGGGCAGAGAUCUUUACCAAAUACAACUCUGGCACCUAUAACAACCAGUACAUGGUCCUGGACCUGAAGAAGGUAAAGCCGAAGUCUAGACUUGACAAAGGAACUCUGUACGUUGUGGAGCAAAUUCCGACAUAUGUAGAAUUUUCUGAACAAACUGAUGUUCUCCGGAAAGGAUAUUGGCCCUCUUACAACAUUCCUUUCCAUGAAAAAAUCUACAACUGGAGCGGCUACCCAAUGUUAGUCAAGAAGCUGGGAAUAGAUUACUCCUACGAUCUGUCUUCCAGAGCCAAAAUCUUCCGACGUGACCAGGGAGAAGUGACCGAUAUGGAAUCCAUGAAAUACAUCAUGCGAUACAACAAUUAUAAGAAGGAUCCUUACAGUAAAGGUGAUCCCUGCAAUACCAUCUGCUGCCGUGAGGACCUGGCCUCACACAACCCAAGCCCUGGAGGUUGCUAUGACACAAAGGUAGCAGAUAUUUACCUCGCAGCCAAGUUCACGGCCUAUGCCAUCAGCGGCCCCACAGUCCAGGAUGGCCUCCCUGCAUUUCGUUGGGACCGUUUCAACAAAACGCUCCACCAGGGCAUGCCAGAGAUCUACAACUUUGACUUCAUCACCACAAAACCCAUUUUGUAACAAGAUAAAGAGGCAACAAGGGAAGGAAUAGAUGGAUAUAAGAUACCAAAGGCACUAUUUUAACUAUGUUUUCCCUUAAAAAUUUAUCUUAAUAAAAUUUAUUAAAUUCAGCCAUAUUUC
Messenger RNA from Suncus etruscus (white-toothed pygmy shrew), 1915 nucleotides. RefSeq names its product phospholipase B domain containing 1 (gene PLBD1). Gene Ontology annotation, cellular component: extracellular region. The record is from RefSeq and is a predicted model, not a curated record. Gene Ontology annotation, biological process: phospholipid catabolic process. Lineage: Eukaryota; Metazoa; Chordata; Mammalia; Eulipotyphla; Soricidae. Gene Ontology annotation, molecular function: glycerophospholipase activity.